AUGAAUAAGCAUAUGAUGAUGGACCUGGGUUCAGGCUCCAGUGGUGCCACUUACAAGGGAUUGGACUGUGUGGCCGACGCCCAAACCGCACUUUAUGCAUCUUACCAUAAGCAGCUGCAAGCAGAGGUUCCGUGGACUGAACAACCCAAGUACGCCAAAUAUACCGUGUACUUUGGAGUAGUGGUUGUGUUUAUUGCUAUGGUCAAAAAUUUGUGGUACCGGGUGAAAGAUCGUAGAUAUGGCGAAAAUCACCAUACUUAUGGAUCAAUCUUUUCAUCUUUCUGGGACGUUAUUACGAGUUAUUGCAGAUUUUUCGGAUACAAACAGUUGCCGCUGUCGCUAUGCAAGAUCUUUGGACUUCCACCAUCGGUAGGCUCGUUUCUAUUUAUGGCUGCAAGUGCAUUCUAUUUAUUUUGCUACUGCUUCAUACCUCAUUUUUGGUACCGAGGUUGUGGAGGUUUUGGUUCUCCUCCAUUGGCAGUCCGAGCAGGAGUUAUGGCUACAGCAUUGACUCCGUUCGUGUACUUGUUGUCUGGAAAAUGCAACAUGAUCUCGUUGCUUACUGGAAUUUCCUAUGAAAAAUUGAAUUCUAUCCAUCAAUUUGUUGGAUUAGCAGCUUUGGUGCUCUCUAUAAUUCACACCAUCCCUUUCAUCCACCAGGAUCUUGUGGAAAUUGGCACUUCUGGCUUGCGGAAAAACUUUUCCACUGACUUUUACUAUAAAAGUGGUCUCCCACCUUUGAUCCUUUUGGGUCUCUUGUGCACGCUAUCCAACAAGUGGGUUCGUCGCCAGUGCUACGAGGUGUUUGUUUCGAGCCACUGGGCGUUUGGAAUUGCAUAUUUUGGUACAUUGGUGUGGCACAUCAAUAAGAGCUUGGAUAUGCAAAAUUACAUGUGGGGAGCUUUGGCUUUCUGGGCAUCUCAAAUCGGUUAUCGGAUUUUGGUGAAGACAGCGUUCAAACCCAAUGCUCUUUUCCUUCGUCCUAGACUUGCAAAGUUGACCAGAUCGGGUCCAAAUGCCUUUUUGGUUUCCAUUCCUGGCAAUUCAGUUUCUUGUAUGCCUGGUCAACACUGCUACCUUCGUUUUUACGGCUCGAGAAUCUUGGAUAACCAUCCUUUCUCCGUGGCUACCAUCCCAGACGAAGAGAAUCCCGACAUGAAGUUUGUGGUUGUUCCUAAAAAGGGCCUUACGAAAAAGUUGCAAAUGGAACUCGAACAAAAUAUUUCCAUGAACAAGAAAGUUUAUGUCGACGGACCUUAUGGGGGAAGCAGCCGAGACUCUAACUGUUUUGACAAGCUUAUUCUCUUAGCCACAGGCAGCGGAGUAAGUGCCGUACUUCCAUUUUUGAUGAAACUGGCGAAUUUCAUUGCUGCAAAUCGUCAAAAUGAAAAAGUUGAAAAUCGCCAAAAAGUCCACUUUGUGUGGAUUGUACGCUACGAGCACGAUAUAGGUUGGUUCCAGGACGAAAUCAGUCGCUGUAUAGAGCGUGCUGGAGACGCCCUUGAAGUGAGCAUUUAUGUCUGUCAAAAAGGCUAUGUUGAGAACGAAGCACCCAAAGCCAAAGAAGAAGAAAUAGAAACCACCCGCAAAGAUUUGGGUAUAGAUGUGGUUUACGGAAAGCCAGAUAUCACCCAGGUGCUCCGGACGGCCUCAGUGAUUCUUGGAAGACGAAAUAUGAUUGUUUCUUCAGGCUCAGAUUCGAUGAAGGCUGCGGUGAGCCAAGUUGCAUCCAAGCUCCAGGCCCGGGUAUUCAACUCAGAUGCCAACCACCAGGGUGUGGAGGAGGUUUACUUGCAUACAGAGUCGUUUGGGUGGUAA
Meyerozyma guilliermondii ATCC 6260 is the source of this 1818-nucleotide messenger RNA. RefSeq names its product putative ferric-chelate reductase. The record is from RefSeq and is a predicted model, not a curated record. Gene Ontology annotation, cellular component: plasma membrane. Bases 1 to 1818 code for a protein of 605 amino acids. The transcript has a single exon. Lineage: Eukaryota; Fungi; Ascomycota; Pichiomycetes; Serinales; Debaryomycetaceae. Gene Ontology annotation, molecular function: ferric-chelate reductase activity. Gene Ontology annotation, biological process: copper ion import; intracellular iron ion homeostasis; iron ion transport.